GUUCGUAUCAAGGGGAAUGUUGUUAUAUGGUUACAGUUGUGUUCGUCUUGGAAUUUUAUCCUGUAAAAUUGACUGAUAUAUUUGAACAAAUAUGCCAGUCGGUAAGGUGAUGGCAAGUGUUCAUGAAGCUGUGAGGAAUGGUGAUGUCUUAGAGCUUGAGAAUAUGGUGAAGAGAGGAGCCAGCAUCAAUGAAGUCGAUCAGAAGGACAAGUUCACUCCUCUUCAUUGGGCUUGUCAUAGUGGAGCACUCGAGUGUCUUCAUUGGUUGCUAUGGCAUGGAGCUGACCCAACGACUGCCACACCCCAGGGCUGGACACCUGCCCAUGUAGCGGCUAUUAGAGGUCAAGAUCAAUGCAUCCAGGCGCUGACCACUAAUGGGGUCAGCAUGACUGCUCGCGACCUGCGAGGUAACACCCCAGCUCAUCUCGCAGCUGCUCACGGCAAUUCGUAUACAUUAAGCUCCAUACUUAGAGCAGGAACGGAUGUUGAAGGAAAGAACCUAACCACAUGGACAGCUACACACAUAGCAGCAUUCCAUGGACGUCUGGGUUGCCUUCAGUUGCUUGUCAAGUGGGGCGCGAGAACGGAUGAAACAGAUGGCAAUGGAAACAUUCCUGCACACCUAGCAGCCCAAGAGGGUCAUCUGCCCUGCCUGAAGUUCCUGGUGAGCAGUGGGUCAUCCAUCAGCGAUACACUGGGUGCACGCAACGAUAACGGUGACACGCCCAAGACCCUUGCAUCUCAAUACUACAAACAACACUGUGUGGAUUACAUCAAUGCAGUCGAAUGGGAACGAGACCAUCCAGAGGACCAAGAAAAUCUAGCGUUCCCUGCUCAUAUGUCUGCUGCUACUGGUGACCUGGGUCAUCUCAGAUUACUCAUAGAACAGGGAGUGGUCAACAUCAAUGAAAAAGAUGAUAAAGGAUCAACCCCAGCACACAGAGCGGCUGGUAACGGUAAACUAGAAUGUCUCCAGUGGCUUGUAGAGAUGGGAGCAAAUAUUCAUGUUCAGAACAAUGCAGGGGAGACUCCUAUGGAUGUAGCGCAUCGAUUCGCUCAGUUGGCUUGCGUCAAGCUUCUCAAGGGGGAUGAUUCAGAUUCUGAUAUUGAGGUUGUGGGUGGGUAUUCUGAUCCUGAGGAAAGACAAGACAGGCUCCUUCAGAAGUCUACCGAUCACGGCCUAGAAGGAGAGAGUAUCGUGCUGUCCCCAAGACAGAAAGAAGAGGCUAGAGGCCGAGCUAUUAAGAGGGUUGAAGAGCUUGAAAGACUUCUUGGCAUCGCUAAGACUAAUUUCCAUCAGCUGGGAGGAAGACUAGAUGAAGAUAGAGAGCAACAAAGAAGGGAGAGAGAAAGUGAUAGGAUGUUAAAGGAGUUAGAAUCCCAGUUGGAGUAUGAGAGGCUGAGGAGGGAGAAACUAGAAUCUCAGCUGGACGAAUGCAGAGCAGAGAUACAACAUCUGAAUACCAUGUUAGAAAGAGCUUCAAAUGUAGCUUAUAGUGAAGAAGAAGCCAAACCAAAGAAGACAAAGAAGAAGAAGAAACGACCGGUGUCAGCAGGGAGCGGAGGGGUGUUUGUGAAACGGACCAUCUCCAAACCGCCACAAAAUCUAGAUCUCUUCUGAGCCCGACUCGCACCAAAUCAGUCUGAGGUCUAGACAUGUGCCCUGUUUCACACAAAGUGGUAAAAUCAGUCAAAGAUUGAUUGUAUGGUAGAUCCAACAAUUGAUCAACCAUUCAAUCAAACAAAUCAAUUGUAACUCUGUAAUACAUGGUUUGAUUAUGUUAUAUACCCCAAUUCGUAUCGGUCACAAAUCACCUGGGCCAUGUUAUGUAAGUAUCUAAACAUGUGUUUCUUGACCUCGAUGGUUCCGAAAAAAGCUAAACCGGAAUUACAUACGCAGUGUGACUAUUCCAGCAAACUCUGCGGCUCGCCAGCGUAUGCAAUCAUUUUUAUUCUCUUCAAUAGUUUUCUUAAUUCUGGGUCGAUUUUCUUUGUUCGAAAUUAAAAUGAAUUAACAUUGGAUUUCAAAAUACAAAAUGCCUUGAAAACUUGAUUAUAUACAUAUAUCAAUACAAUAAUUUCAUUCAGAAUGGCCUACUACGGGCAGAGCUGCUCUUACGUAAUAUCACAGCUGCUGUUUAUCGUCUAACCCUGGCUCAAUGCUCAGGCUUGCCUGUGGAGGUGAAAUUGUACAUAAGAGGGAUUAAAUUGGUCAUGGGGGGUUGAAAUAGCUUCGAAAUCAAAUAUCUUGGAUCCUCUAACAAGGUUUUUGUUAGUGUGGUAUAAAAGCGCAGUUCAGGGUCCGAACUGUGGUCGUCUCCCCAACGAAGGUUUGACAUAAUGGGGCCAACCAUUGAAAAUUAAAUGGUAAUGUUUCUAUCUAACCCAUCUUGACGCCCUAGAUCUCAAGAAAGCUUACGACACACCAUAUACAAUGGAAUAAUUCCUUGUAGAAAUUUUGCGAACUACACGUAUGUGUCUGUAGAUAAACAAAGGCCCAAAUUAAUCAAGGAUGUCUAACUAGAAGGGGGCUACAAAACAAUGGACUAUACAGAUUUGAUGUAUAAUUUUCAAUGCAUACACUGACAAAUUUUCAGAGAUGAAUAUGCGUUUUUUUUUGUUCAAAGGACAUUAAAUUAAGCGCAGUUGUGAAAUAUCUACAUAAUUUCUGGUUUUAUACCCCCUCUUAAUUUCAUUCAGCCUUUGUGAAUUGGGGCCAAUAUUAUGUCUCUAUAUUUUGUAUAUAUCAUGCUAUUUACAAUUCAGAAUAAUAAAUAUAUUUAUUAUAUUGUACAUUGAUGUGAAAUUUAUUUUAAAUAUUUUAUCGGACCUUGAUAGUGCAGGGGCUGGUUACAGAAAUAGUUGCAAUCAAACUUCCAAAAAGUCAAUCGCAACUUUAAUUUGAACCAAUGAAAUACAUGUAUUAUAUGGACUUGCGCUUGAUUUUUUUAGUUAAUUUAAACACAAUUAUUACUGCAACGACCCCCUGUAGAGUAUAUUGUGUAAAUGUAUAGAAUCAUGGCUGAUCUUAUUGUCUAUCAUUUUGUGAAAUAAGAAUAAACGUUCAUUAGAGAAUGAGAAACAAUGUAGAAAAAGAAGUCAUUUUCAGAUUUACAUGUUAUUCAAAAUAAGGGAAGAGCAAUUGUUAUACAUGUACUUUUUACAUAUUUGACCAUGCCUGUGUCAUCUUACAAUGAAUGUAUUUUGAUAUUCUGAUAUUUCUUAUUUGAUAUUUCUGUAAUGAACGGUAAUAGUUAAUAUGCUUUAGUGCAAUUCGCUUUCCCAGCCCUAUGUCUUGUUUCAUGAAGACUUGUAAUAUAACAGUUUCUAUCAGCCAAUCAGAUUGGAGGAUUUCAGUAGCUUUUAACUGUUGUUAGAAAUGUUUUAUGAAAUGGGGCCCUGGCUGAGGUAUUUAAGUUGGUAUUAUGCUAACUUUGCCAUUGAAUGGUGACUUACAUGGAAUCCAGGAGUUUGAUUGGGUGUUGAGCAUUGUUACCAUGGUAAUUACCGUUGGAAGGCAAAUGUUACAAUCAUAGUAACUUAUAUGCAAUGGGUCUGUGUUGUGGUUUUUUAUACACUGCUAUGUGAAAUGAUGUGACUUUCUGAAUAUUCUUCAAGUGGAUUUUUGUUUCUCUUCAGAAUAUUAGAAUGUAUUUUCAUGCAAAAAACAAAAACAAAUAAAAAAAAGCAGUACUGUAUGAAUAAAAGCAAAGGAGAUGGCUUUUAUAUUCACUGUCUUGUUUUGUUACGUUUACCAGGUAGUUAUAAAAGAUGGAUUUGAACUUUUUCAAUUUAUGC
Messenger RNA from Lytechinus variegatus (green sea urchin), 3798 nucleotides. It is a transcript of the gene ankrd42, whose product is annotated as ankyrin repeat domain-containing protein 42-like. NCBI's taxonomy places the organism in Eukaryota, Metazoa, Echinodermata, Echinoidea, Temnopleuroida, Toxopneustidae. Gene Ontology annotation, molecular function: protein binding. The coding region runs from base 92 to 1621 and encodes 509 amino acids. The record is from RefSeq and is a predicted model, not a curated record. The transcript has 13 exons.